Paramacrobiotus metropolitanus is the source of this 869-nucleotide messenger RNA. RefSeq names its product small nuclear ribonucleoprotein Sm D1-like. The record is from RefSeq and is a predicted model, not a curated record. Gene Ontology annotation, biological process: RNA processing; spliceosomal snRNP assembly. Bases 85 to 447 code for a protein of 120 amino acids. Gene Ontology annotation, cellular component: catalytic step 2 spliceosome; SMN-Sm protein complex; U5 snRNP. NCBI's taxonomy places the organism in Eukaryota, Metazoa, Tardigrada, Eutardigrada, Parachela, Macrobiotidae. Gene Ontology annotation, molecular function: RNA binding. The transcript has 3 exons.
CGCAAGUUCUUGGUGAGGUUUUUGUUGUUCUUCAUCGGAACGCAACAUUUUCCUGCUUUUAUCGACACAUAUAACGCUUUCAAAAUGAAGCUUGUGCGAUUUCUUAUGAAACUUAGUCACGAAACCGUGACAGUGGAGCUUAAGAAUGGGACCGUUAUCAAUGGCACCAUUACAGGCGUGGAUCCUGCCAUGAACACCCAUUUGAAGGCCGUCAAAAUGACACCAAAGGGGCGUGAUACUAUGCAGCUGGAAUCUCUGAGCAUUCGCGGUAACAAUAUUCGCUAUUAUAUUUUGCCUGAGACUCUGGCUUUGGACAGUCUCCUCAUCGAUGACACACCCAAGGCUAAGAUCAAGCGACGAGAAGCCAAAUUGGGACGAGGACGAGGCCGCGGGAGAGGUGGUCCCGGGUUUCGUGGACGAGGCCGCGGACGUGGCGGCAGGCGGUGAGCGUGGGAGGUCGAUUAUUUUAUUGGCGCUGCAAGUAUUUUCUCUACGCGCACGUUCUCCAUGCUGGUUGUAUCAUCGGUCGCGCGGCCUGGGCCUUCUCAAUACUAAGCAGCACACCGCUUCGGGAAGGUUUUUUAAUCAUUUGUUCGUUGUUUAGAUCCCUUGAUAGCGGGUACGUUGAUUCCUUUUAUGUUGUAAUUUCUUUGUUAACUAUUUUAAAUGAUCGUAAUUAUUUUACUGUAAUUUUCACUAGGAACUGUAUUUAGAAAAGCUUACAAAAAUCCGUGCCAGUGUUACUGGAAAUUCCAAAUUUUUCCCCUGUUGCAUCCAUUUGGUAUUGCUCCGUAACGCAACUCAGACAACGAUAAAAUUGAAUGUUUGACAGUGUAGUGUUUGGAAUGGUUGGGGAAAUUAAAUAUCGU